GGUUAAAGCACAGCAGGUCAGGCAGCAUCCAAGGAAUAGGAAAUUCGACGUUUCGGGCAUAAGCCCUUCACCCAGAGGAAACCCAUGCAGACACGGGGAGAAUGUGCAAACUCCACACAGUUGAAAAUGAACCCUGACGCUGUGAGGCAGCAGUGCUAACCACUGUGCCGCCCAUGAAGAACUAGAAGAAGGAGCAGCACCCUGAAAGCUAGUGCUUCCAUUUAACCCUGUUGGACUAUAACCUGGUGUUGUGUGAUUUUUUAACUUUAAACAAAAGAACGGGAGCAUUGUAGAUGUUCCCCUAUUAACUGGCAUCUGAUUUCUAGCACCCAGGCGCGGUUUUGGUAUUGACCCCCGGGCUGGGGUUUCCGGGUGCCCGGUGCACGCGAGCGCCUGCCCUGCCUUACAUUUUGGAGGGAAACUUUGGCAACAAAGUAACAAGUUCCCAUUGAUACACCGACAGAAAGUUACAUCUGUCCCCGGGCCCGGGAAUGUGGAAGCUGCUGCGCUCCCGCUGUCUUCUGGCCGGAGUCUCCCUGGCUGCCGGCACUGGCCUGGGUCUCACCCUCGGGAUCCACCGGGAUCCAGUGGAUCGCCUGAGCGGCCUCCCGGCGAUCGCGGCCGACAGCGGCCCCCCGGCGCUGUACCCGCCGGCGCCCGCCACCGAGAUCGUGAAGUUCGGCUUCCCCGCCGCGCCCCAGCUCCGCAGCCGGGAGUCCUACAUGUUGGCCUACGACCCCCGGACCAGGAACGCCGCCUGGGUGCUGGAGCAGCUGGAUGCCGGCCGCCUGCAGCACAAAGGCUCGGAGCGAGGCCGCUGCGAGUUCCGGGAGGACCCCUCGGUUCACGAGUACCACCGCGCCCGCAACAGCGAUUUCAAGGGCAGCGGCUUCGACCGGGGUCACCUCGCCGCCGCCGCCAACCACCGCCACAGCCAGAAAUGCAUGGACGACACCUUCUACCUGAGCAACGUGGUGCCACAGAAUCCUAACUUAAAUCAAAACGCCUGGAACAACUUGGAAAAAUACUGUCGGAGCCAGACCAAGUACAACAAGAAUGUGUACAUCUGCACUGGACCCCUGUACCUGCCGAGGUUGGAACCGGAUGGGAAGGUUUAUGUGAAGUAUGAGGUCAUUGGGAAGAAUCAUGUUGCAGUCCCAACACACAUGUUCAAAGUGGUGAUACUGGAGAAGCACAGUGGAGAAAUCGAAUUGCAGUCAUACGUGAUGCCCAACCAGCCAGUGCAGGAGAACAUCCCCCUCGAACGCUUCCUGGUGCCAAUUGAAAGCAUUGAGCGGGCAUCAGGGCUGCUCUUUGUCAGUAACAUUCUAAAAAGAACCAAUAAUCUAAAGACCAUAACUGCUGGUAUUUCAGAUCUUUGAUGCGACUGAAAUGAACUGUGUUCCACAGGAUCGUGAUUGAUGGUAUCAGCACAGCCUAUUUACUGUUAAUGUCUCAUUGCCUGGAUUUGAACUAUGAGACAAUUAUCACCAUCCACACCCACUCAGUAAGAAUGCAGCUCCUGUGGAUCAUGGGCAGGACACAAGUUUACAUCAGGUGUCUUGCUACAGUGCUACGUUUGGAGAAAAUACAUGUGACAAAUUCUCAAACUAACUUUUCUGUGGAAUGGGGACAUGAUAAUGUUUGUAACAAAGUUCUAACUUAAUAUUGGUUCUGGGUAAGCCAAAUUGAAUUUGGCAAUAUUUUAAGAUUGCACUUAAGUAAUGCACUUUCUGUACGUUAAUGGGGCAGGAUCAAAGGACACAGAAUUUAUGGUUAAAGAUCAAUGUAUCAUACAACUGAUGCGAUGUAUUGAACAAACCUAGAUUUCUGUUAAGUCUUUAAUCACUUAGAAUGGGGUUGAUUGAUUAACAUGUAAAUCCUGGAACUUCUUGGAUGAUAUCUCAGCUCAGACUGGUUCUAUUUCCAAAGUAGGAAUUUUUAAAAUGUCACAUAGACUGACUGCCGAUAGAUUGUGUGCAUUUUGAACAAAAUAGAAUGUAUCUGCAGAUUUGUAUAACCUGGAGUUGUGUGAUUUUUAAAUUUGUCUACCCCAGUCCAACACUGGCACCUCCACAUCAUGUGUAUUAAUGGUUUAUCCAUCAGACUCGAUCAAUAUUGAAACUUAGCAUAAUGUAUUAAAAACAAAAUAGUGGAAACUCUCAACAGGUCUAGUAGUUUUUGUAAGAGUUAAUAUUUCAGGUCAGUAAUCUUUCAUCAGAACAAUAAUCAGGUGUCAAACAAUAGAACGAUUCAGAGGAUGAUUGAACAAGAUUGAUUUUGGAAGCUUUAAAUGAAAACAUGCCGAGCUAGCAACAAAGGGAACUUUGUAAUCCAUUAGUCAUUGAGUCUUCUUGCUGCUGGUCAACCUACUGAAGGUAAAUACACUGAAAUCUUGUUGAGAAAAAUAUUUUACCUUUUAAAAGUAUAUUUUACAAAAGAUUGUUAAUUGUGAUAUAAAAUCCCCAGCAUC
Molecule: messenger RNA, 2473 nt
Organism: Hemiscyllium ocellatum (epaulette shark)
Lineage: Eukaryota; Metazoa; Chordata; Chondrichthyes; Orectolobiformes; Hemiscylliidae
Gene: endog
Product: endonuclease G
Exons: 4
Coding region: 492-1382 (296 amino acids)
Biological process (GO): apoptotic DNA fragmentation
Cellular component (GO): mitochondrial inner membrane; nucleus
Molecular function (GO): nucleic acid binding; RNA endonuclease activity; single-stranded DNA endonuclease activity
Source: RefSeq, a predicted model, not a curated record